GGAGGCGGGCGGGGUCAGUGGUCAUCCCCUCGGUUGCUGUGCAGUGAUGGCGGCGACUACCGAAACCGUUUCCCCGGACUGGGAGUUUGAUCGCUUUGAUGACGGUUCUCAGAAAAUUCAUGCAGAGGUGCAACUGAAAAACUACGGGAAGUUCCUGGAGGAAUACACAUCACAGCUUAGAAGAAUAGAGAACGCACUGGAUGAUUCUAUCGGGGACGUGUGGGACUUCAGCCUGGAUCCGGUAGCACUAAAGCUUGUGCCCUAUGAACAGUCUUCUCUUCUGGAAUUCAUCAAAACAGAAAAUAAGGUUUUAAAUAAAGUCAUAACUGUGUACGCCGCUUUGUGCUGUGAAAUUAAGAAACUAAAGUAUGAGGCAGAAACAAAAUUCUAUAAUGGACUUUUAUUCUAUGGGGAAGGAGCUCCAGAAUCAAGUAUUGUGGAGGGCGAUUCCCAAAUACAAAUGGGAAGGUUUGUCUCAUUCCUACAGGAGCUGGCCUGUUUUGUUACUAGGUGCUAUGAGGUGGUGAUGAAUGUUGUACAUCAGUUGGCUGCCCUGUAUACUAGCAACAGGAAUGAAUCCAAGAUCAUGGAGACUUCUGGUGUUCAUUUCCUGACAAUGUAUGAGCACCUGGGUGAGCUGCUUACUGUUCUGUUAACCUUGGAUGAAAUCAUUGAAAACCACGCCAUUGAAGGAUCACUGACGAUGUAUAAAAGGUUAUUAAAGUCGGUGCAUCAUAACCCAGGAAAGUUUGGGAUUCAAGAAGACAAACUAAAACCCUUUGAAAAGCUGCUUUUAAAACUUGAAAGCCAGUUACUUGACGGCAUGCUGUUCCAGGCUUGUGUUGAACAGCAGUUUGACUCCACAAAUGGUGUAAGUGUCUCAAAGAACGGGACUUUUGCUGAAGAUUUUGCACAUAAUAUUCGAGCAAUAUUUUCGAAUGUAGAAUCAAAACUUGGAGAAGCCUCUGAAAUUGAUCAGCGGGAGAGAUAUGUGGGACUGUGUGGACUGUUUGUCCUUUACUUCCACAUCUUUCGCACAGUGGACAAGAAAUUUUAUAAACUCUCCUUAGAUGUGUGUAAGAAGGUACCAGCAAUCACAUUAACAGCCAAUGUAAUUUGGUAUGCCGACAAUUUUCUAAUCCAAAAGGUUCCGGCUGCUGCCAAGUUAAUAGACCGAAAGAGUAUACAUUCCAUUAAGAGUCAGAGGGAAAGCUACCUUCAAACCAAGGCUCAGUCUCUAACCAAAGACGUCCAGUCAUACUAUGUUAUUGUAUGUUCCUGGAUGAUGAAAAUGGAUUCCAUAUUGUCAAAAGAGCAAAAAACUGAAAAGUUUGCAGACGAUCUGACCAACAGAUGUAACAUAUUUGUACAGGGGUUUCUUUAUGCCUGUGGCCUUAGCAACAUCAUCAAAACGACCAUGAACCUGUAUAUGUCUAUGCAGAAACCUAUGACAAAGACAUCAGUGAAAGCAUUGUGCAGACUGGUAGAGCUUCUCAAGGCUAUAGAGCACACUUUCCAUAGAAGAAGUACGAUUGUUGCGGAUUCUGUUUGUCACAUCGCCCAACACCUUCAGUAUCAAGCACUUGCUGCCAUCGCUGUUGCAAAGAAGAGAGUCAUUUCCGACAAGAAAUACAGCGAGCAGCGUCUGGAUGUCCUCUCUGCCCUGGUCUUAGCUGAGAACACCUUGAAUGGUCCUAGCACAAGGCAGAGGAGGCUCGUCAUUGCCCUAGCGCUGAGUGUGGGCACACAGAUGAAAACCUUUAAGGAUGAGGAACUUUUACCACUUCAGCUGGUUAUGAAGAAGCUGGAUCUCAUAAGUGAACUGAGAGAACGAGUCCGAGCACAGUGUGACUGCUGUUUCCUCUACUGGCAUAGAGCAGUGUUCCCCAUUUAUUUAGAUGAUGUGUAUGAAAAUGCAGUAGAUGCGUCCAGGUUACAUUAUAUGUUCAGUGCAUUGUGGAGCUGCGUUCCUGCAAUGAUGCAUGCUAGACACUUGGAGUCUCAUGAUAUGUUAUUGAAGUGCUAUGACAAGGAAAUUAUGGAAGUUUUAACGGAGCACCUGUUAGACAAGCUGUGUAAAGAAAUUGAGAAGGACCUCCGUCUGUCUGUUCACACUCACCUUCAGUUGGAUGAAAGAAAUCCAUUUAAAACUGGUGUGAAGGACUUGGCACAUUUCUUUUCUCUGGCACCCAUCCGCUUCUUUGACCGAUUUAUUGAUAUCAAAGUCUAUGUGACACACUAUCUGGAUAAAACUUUCUAUAAUUUGACAACUGUAGCUCUCCAUGACUGGGCUACAUAUAGCGAGAUGCGGAAUUUGGCCACCCAACGUUAUGGCUUAACGAUGACUGAACCUCAUUUACCAAGCCAGACGUUAGAGCAGGGUUUGGAUGUUUUGGAGAUCAUGAGGAACAUUCAUGUGUUUGUAUCCCGCUACCUGUACAACCUCAAUAAUCAGAUAUUUGUAGAGCGGACCAGUAACAAUAAGCACUUGAACACCAUCAACAUCCGUCACAUCGCUAACUCUAUUCGAACCCAUGGCACUGGGAUUAUGAGUACAACGGUAAAUUUCACAUACCAGUUUCUGCGUAAGAAGUUUUAUAUAUUUAGCCAGUUUAUGUAUGAUGAGCACAUAAAGUCCAGAUUGAUCAAGGAUAUUCGCUAUUUCAGAGAAGUUAAGGACCAAACUGAUCAGAAGUGUCCUUUUGAGAGGGCAGAAAAGUUUAAUCGUGGAAUCCGUAAACUUGGCCUCACUCCCGAAGGACAGAGCUACCUGGACCAGUUCAGGCAACUCAUCAGCCAGAUUGGGAAUGCGAUGGGCUACGUGAGGAUGAUCCGGUCUGGUGGCCUUCACUGCUGCAGUAAUGCAAUCAGAUUUGUACCAGAUUUAGAAGACAUAGUCAAUUUUGAAGAACUGGUGAAAGAGGAGGGUUUGUCUGAAGAAACCCAGAAGGCUGCAAGACAGCUAGAUUUCGUGCUUAGUGACCUAACAAGAAAUUCAGCAGAAGGCACUGAAUACUUCAAAAUGUUGGUGGAUGUAUUUGCUCCUGAAUUUCGCAGUAUAAAGAAUAUUCACCUCCGGAACUUUUACAUCAUCGUCCCACCUUUGACACUCAACUUUGUUGAGCAUUCUAUCAACUGCAAGGAGAAGUUAAACAAGAAAAAUAAAGUUGGUGCUGCUUUUACAGAUGAUGGGUUUGCAAUGGGUGUUGCCUAUAUCCUCAAGCUAUUGGACCAGUACCAAGAAUUUGACUCAUUGCACUGGUUCCAGUCUGUAAGAGAAAAGUAUAUGAAGGAGAAAAGAGCAGUCUCAAAGCAGCAGAACGUGCAGUCUAAUAAUCAGGAUGAGAAGCUGCUUCAGACAAUGAACCUUACACAGAAGAGACUAGACAUCUAUCUGCAGGAAUUUGAAUUCCUUUACUUCUCGCUGAGCAGUGCAAGAAUCUUCUUUAGGGCAGACAAAACUGCAGCAGAAGAAAACCUGGAAAAGAAGGAAAAGGAAGAAACUUCUAAAGUAAGCAACGACCUGUCAGUCAAUUCUGCUGCGGACUCCGUCAUGAAGUGAUGUACCAGCAAGUUCCUAAAUGUCUCAUCUUUCAGCUUGGAUAGACCAUUGCUCACAAUGGAAAACUGAGGAGACUGUACACUGACAACACACAUCACGUGGUUACAGCGGGUCCCAAAUAUAUUGUUAGAACCAUGGCAGUAGAUACAUGGAAAAGAAGCACAUCUGGAUGUCUCACAUGGUGACAGCUGCUGAUGAGGAGCUAAAAGCCAUUAAAUGUAAAUGAACAUAAUACAUUUUGUGUGAUUUAACAUGAUGGAUUAUAGAUCUAACAGGAUAGCCUCUCAGGAUCCCGUGGUUUUUAGCAAGUAGCCAGGGGUUUACUACAGCAAGACUUAAACAUGACUGUGAUGAAUAUACAGGACAUGAACAUUUAUUUCCUAUUGUAUAUGAAAAUAAAAGAGCUUGCAAAUUUAUAUGAGAAGGAUGUGAGCGUGUAUAUGUGUAAAUGCACACUUUUUGUACAUCAAAUGUGUAUUGUAAAUGUCAUAUCUUCAGAUGUAAAAAUGUAUAAAAUAUAUAUAUAUAUACACAACACUUCAGCCU
Messenger RNA from Bufo bufo (common toad), 4108 nucleotides. RefSeq names its product WASH complex subunit 4 (gene WASHC4). Lineage: Eukaryota; Metazoa; Chordata; Amphibia; Anura; Bufonidae. Gene Ontology annotation, cellular component: endosome; WASH complex. Gene Ontology annotation, biological process: endosomal transport; endosome organization. The record is from RefSeq and is a predicted model, not a curated record.